Molecule: messenger RNA, 4831 nt
Organism: Helicoverpa zea (corn earworm)
Lineage: Eukaryota; Metazoa; Arthropoda; Insecta; Lepidoptera; Noctuidae
Gene: Atf3
Product: protein c-Fos
Exons: 6
Coding region: 714-1937 (407 amino acids)
Biological process (GO): regulation of transcription by RNA polymerase II
Cellular component (GO): nucleus
Molecular function (GO): RNA polymerase II cis-regulatory region sequence-specific DNA binding; DNA-binding transcription factor activity, RNA polymerase II-specific
Source: RefSeq, a predicted model, not a curated record
UGUUUACAGCGCGGUGGUGUGCCCGGCGAGCGCACGCAUUCGACACUGUUUAACGUGCGAAAUCGAGUUUUCCGGCGGCUCUCGAGCUGCAAUCGCGUCUAUGGUGUUUUCCUCACAGUUUAUUGGUGCUAAUACAUGUCGGACGUAAAGAAAACAUUCGGGAUACGAGUCAACACUCAGUUCCGAGCGUACUUUCGGUGCAGCUCAUAAAAAUUAUACGUGUUUUCGGCGGAUGCGAUGAAUAAAUUUUGCAAAUCGAGUCUGUGUGUCGAAAAGGUUCGUGAGAGCUAUGUUUUGAUCGGUCGGCGUGUAGUGGAAGUGCCGGGCGGUGCGGACGCGAUACGGCUUGCUGUCCUCAUCCUGAUCUCAGUGAAACUGAGGCUGUUCUGCAAGUUGUUUUCGCUACGAGCCCUGGGACUGGGAGCAGUGGCGGCCAGGGACAUCCCGCAGGAGCUCCUGGAGUACACGGUGCCCGGCACGUGCUGAGAUUGCACGAACAGUGAAACGAACGUUACCCGUGAAGACUUCUUGUUAAGAAGACUUAAGUGCCAUUCAUAACAAGUUUACCACUCGCAGUGAUAUUUAGUUAUAUGUUAGUGAUAGUGUGUAACCGUGAUAUAGUCAUACUUAAUUUAGGUGCUAACCGCUAUCGGUAGUUUUUAGUGCAGAAACGUUACCAAAAAGUUACGAAACUGGCUCCUUACAAGGAUAUAAUGAAUUCGACGAGCAUGAGCUCUGCGGUGCCUACGAUCAAGUGCGAGGACACGUCGCCGUCGCCGGCGGCGGCCGUGGCCACGGACGGCGACACCGCGAGCACAUACAACCUGAGCGUCAACGUGAACCUCAGCGCCGCCAUGAUCAACAUGCUGACGGCCGAGACCGCGGGCCCGACCACCCUGCGGACCCCCGAGAUCGUCAACGACGUCAUCACCAUGACCAACCCUCUAGACCAGUACAACUACGACAAGAAUUCCAGUUUCAAGAAUGCCAGCAAUAAUGACUCCAACUCUUCAAUGUCCAACGGCUCGUCGGCCACCUCACCAGCUUCGAGCACCACACCGAGUAUACAGAAGACUUGUUCAGAACUAAUAAAGGCUGGUCUGAAGUUGUCGAUAGAGUCAAAACGGAAGAUGUCUGGGAGCGACACGGAUGCUGGGAUGAAGCGGAUGAAGAAAGAGGAGAGCGACGAUGAUUACGACAGCAGUCACACACUCACAAAUAAAUCUGAUGGGCUGACGCCAGAGGACGAGGAGCGGAGGCGGCGUAGAAGAGAACGGAAUAAAAUCGCAGCGACUAAAUGUCGGAUGAAGAAACGCGAGAGAACCGUCAACCUGGUCACCGAGAGCGAAGUGUUGGAGAGCCAGAACAUAGACCUUAAAGCUCAACUUAAGGACUUGGAAGUUCAGAAGCGUCGGUUGAUGGAUAUGUUGACAAUCCACGCAGCAUCGUGUGUGAAGUCGAACAAUUCCAACACGAGGCAGUCUCCAUCAACGCCGUACAACAUGAUCGGGCCUUACGACUCGCCGACAACAUUCCCCGUGUCGUUCGACGCGCACUCGCCCUACAUCCGACCCGAGUCCGCCAACAUACUCACGUCCAGCUAUACCUGCGUCACCCCGCUCAACGGGGACUCGUCCAUCGACACGAUAUCGUCGCUCGACACCAUCUAUGUAGCCCCACAGCUCACGGACGCGGAGUACCCCCGGGCCGACAGUGUACUCAGCCUACCGCCUACUUCGGAGCGCAGUUACGUCACCACAGACGGCUAUCUCCCCAAGUCCACGAAUCUUCUCGUCCCGAUCGACUCCGAGCAGGACUACUAUGACCCGGAGGCGAACUACAACCUGGGCAACCAACAGUGCCACACGUAUCCCAACACCAUGCCCGAGUCCUCGACCAAACUCAAUAACGGUCUAAACGACGGCUGCCUCGUGUAGUUAGGAACGUCCACGUUAUCAGUAACCAUUUUUUGUCGGGUCCAAAUUUAUUUUCGACAUGUAUACGUAUAAUUUAAGCAUUGGAGUUAUUAAAAUUCGAAAUAGAAUGUCACCGUUUAUUAUAAUUAUCUUUAUUCAUACCAUCUUCCAGACUUAGCUUCCAUUUUACAUAAAUGCUUACUCUUUUGAAUGUUGUUAUAAAAAAACGUAAAUUUUCAAUUCGGUGGCAAUUAAAACCAAUAUUUUUAUAGUGUACGAAUUACAAAAAACAUAACAAAAAAUAUUUAAAAAAUUAUUCAGUCAUCUUCCAUGAACCAAGUUUUGCCUAUACAAUUUGCAGUUGUGAUAAAAUAUUUUAAAAUGACCUUUUUGUAUCUCAUGAUAAAGCUUCUUAAAGUGCCAGAAAAUCAACAAAGGGCGGGGAAAUUUAUUUCGAAACGAAAUCAUAUGUCUACUGUGUAGAACAACAACGUAGAGAUAGUUUGGUGCCUGUAUAACGUAGCUAGUAUGUAUGUUUAAGAAAUGGAGUGACAUUACCAUUCAGCAAUGAGCAGGAAAAACAUUUUAAUACAAAACUUUACGCAUUCUGACCUCCAGCACAAAAAAAAACUUCUUCGUUCUUUUACCACGAAAACAAAAAAGGUUACAUUUUCUUUUAGAUAUUGUGAAUUUAGAAUCCCCAAUUUGAUUGUAUAAUAAUGACUACGUUAACACGAAACAGUAACUGUAAAACAGUUCUUUAGGUAGGUAUUUCACAUAAUAUUUUAUUUUAUCUAAGUGUCUAAUUCUAACAAUUACCAUUCGUUUUAAUUUUUUAAGUUCUAUGAUUUUGCUUUGAUCUGUUUAAAAUAUUUAUUUAUUAAGAUCUGAUUUUACGGUGCAAUGAGAAAUGAUUUGGUAUUUACCGAUGGUGUCUAGUCUACAUCGGUAAGUCCAAAAUAUGAAGAGAGUCCCAAAUACAUCACAUAGCCUUUAACUUCCAGUACAAUGAUAGAUAUAGUAAUACAGUAGAUACCUCCUGUUGAAAAUCCAAAAUUAUAUAUUUUUUGUUACAAAAGUAUAUUCACAGAUUCUAAUGAGAUAUAUUCCACAUAAUAUACCAUGCGUUACAAUUUGUCUAAGGUAAUAUUAGUUAUAAGGUGCUUUAACUCAGAGUAAGUCGUGAUAUACCUAAUAUUAUUGUUAAGUGCAACAAGCGUUACUUGUUACAGACGAUAAUCAAUUAAUUUUAAGUAUUUGACAUUUCUAUAAUUAAGAAUGUACAUGUAACGAAUUGUAUGUGCACACAAAGCAACAUGACGAAUUCUACCAUUUGUCAAGUUCACGUGUCAUGCAACUAAAAACCUUAUUGAAUAUAACACAAAGACAAAAUUAAUAAAAAAUAAUGUCAGCAUGUGACUUUGACAAAUGGACCAAAUGUAUUUCGUGUACAAAGUCGCUUGAAGCGUUCACAAAACACCAUUGUAAAGUGCCUCUGUAUUUUAAUUCCGGACUAAAGCGAUUUUGUUAUUCUGUUAAUAUUUUUAUAUGGAGUUAGUAAGCUAUGAUAGGAAUAGACGUCUGGGCGAAAUAUUUGUGAAACUACAGCUGGAGUGGAAUAGAAGCACAAUUAUAAUAUAUUACGUAACAACCGGAGUUGUACUGUUGCAUAAUAAUAGAAUAACGUGCAGUUUCCGAAGCUAUGUGAAGCCCAGAUAUACGCAGAUCUAUGUAAAGACAGUGCCUUCUGCAUACCAGUGAUCCUAGUCUAUGUGGCUGCCUUACCCAGCAGUCAGUCGCGUGAGCAUUUAUUUUUAUAUUGUUGGUAAUAUUGUGAUAGCAAAAAUCUAUUUAUUAACACAGAGCACAAUUUGAACUAAUGUUCAUUGUUAUUUCUUGUCUAACAAGAAUGUAAAGUGUCCACGUCGUAGUUUCUAGAAGAGCCGUCAUUAUGCGAAAUGUAAUGGACUUUCUCUUAGAUUUGUAGUUUUCUAUACUUCUUUAUAUUUGGUCAAUGUUAAAUUAUGAAUUUGAUUGUUUGAACGUUUGUAGUCUUUUGUAUUUCGCUUUCGUAGUGUGAUGGUACCGUCGUAGUAAUCUUGCUUAUAAGAUUAACUUUAGAAGGUAUAGAAUAGUUAUUGUGAAUGGCCUGGUUGUCACGUUGAGAUUGAUCAUCAAUUUAUUACAUCUGCUAAAGAGAGGAGUUCUCGCCUUCAAACUAUUGGAUAUUUUUGUAAUUAGACAAACCAGUUAGAACACCAGUUUCAAUGAUAUCAAAUUUCGUCUCAGAGACUUUCUAAAGAUUAAAAUAAUCAAUAAAUUAUCAUCACCGGUUCUGUUUUCGCAUGGAUGUAAUAAAGUUGCUUGAUCAAUCGGUGACGUCAUCUACUUCUUACUUUAUAACUCAGUAUCUCUGCUGACCGCCCGCGUGGUCAGCUGUGAUAGUACAUUACUAUUGCAUAACAUUCGGUUGUAAGUUAUAAAACGACUAGUAUUACAUUUGUUUAACGAUUUAUUGUUGUUACAAAAUAAGAUUUAACUUUAUAAUUUAUAUAUGAGUAUUCGAAUCAACUUUAAAUCCGUUGUUAUAUCUCUUGCUAUUUAAGUCUGCUAUGUACUAAUGCUUUGAUAUUCAAGUUUUAUUAAAUUUUCUAUAGAUUUACAAAUAAUUUGAACACUCAUAUUCGUUGAAAACUAAAAUUUUAAUUAAGUCACAAAGUGAUUAAAAUGUAAUCAUAUUGUACCAUAUUCAUUAAGGAACCGUUGUUUGUUAUAAUAUCAAAAAUAAUAAUUCGUACUAGUUUUUGUAAGUGUUGUAAACAUCACUUGUACCUGCUUCAUAAAUAUUAAUAUUUUGACAGUCAAAGCAAAAUUAUUGCGCUUAUAUAUUGAAGAAUAAAUCAUUAUAUUGCAUA